This is a messenger RNA of Eimeria acervulina, 1548 nucleotides long. RefSeq names its product U3 snoRNP-associated protein Rrp5, related. The transcript is spliced from 3 exons. Gene Ontology annotation, biological process: rRNA processing. Bases 1 to 1548 code for a protein of 515 amino acids. The record is from RefSeq and is a predicted model, not a curated record. NCBI's taxonomy places the organism in Eukaryota, Apicomplexa, Conoidasida, Eucoccidiorida, Eimeriidae. Gene Ontology annotation, molecular function: protein binding; RNA binding. Gene Ontology annotation, cellular component: small-subunit processome; nucleolus.
AUGCUGCAGCACGCUGGAGUUGUAGCAGCAGAUGCUGCUGACAGAGACGGCAGCAGCGGCUUACUGAGUGUAGCAGAAAUUAAAAACAAAUACCCACCAGGUUGUUUGCUGCCGCGUAUCUUUAUUCUAGCUGUAGAUUAUGCAGCAGGUAGAGUCGAGGGUUCGCUGCGCCCUGUUGCUGCUGCUGCUACUGCUGCUGCUGCUGCAGCAGGAGGCGCACAGACAGCAGCAGCAGCAGCAGCAGCAGCGCGGCGGGGGAGGAACGUUUUGCUGCUGCAUCGCUUCCAGGAAGACCCGACUCCAGCAGCAGCCGAACCAUCAGAAGCAGGAGGAACAGCAGCAACAGCAGCAGCAGCAGCAGCAGCAGCAGGAGCUUCCUUAGAGAAGCUGCGAGUGCUGCUGCUGCAAUGCGUUCGUAAAGGAUUAGUUGUUGAAGGCGUUGUUAGAGGAGUGCAGCAAUACGGGGUAUUCGUACGAAUUUGUUUAUAUAGUGCAGAUACACCUGACGAAGGCCCUGCUGUCUCCUUUCUGCAGCAGCAGCUGGAGCAGCAGCAAGGCAAAAAGGGCAAGAAAGCUGCUGCUGCUGCUGCUGCACUGCAGCAGCUGCGCGGGCUUCGCCUUGUUGCUGUUGAUGCUCUUUGCUCUGCUUCUUGCUUAGGAGCAUCUACUGAAGCAGAGAAGACACGGCGGCUGCAGAUGUUAAAAGAAGGAGACAAUGUGCAAGCUAAAAUACUUGCAGUGCAGCACAUCACCUGCGAGCGUGAUGCUGCUGCUGCAGACAGCAGCAGCAGCAGCAGCAGCAGCAGCAGCAGCAGCAAAACGUGGCAAUCUAUCAAAGUCGAUAUAUCACUGGAUCCAGCAGAACUGCCGCCUCCCGAAGACCUGCAGCAACAGGAAGACACACAGCAGCAGCUAGCAGCAGCAGCAGCAGCAUCAGCAGCAGCAGAUGCUGGAGAAGCGCGAGACAACUCAACAGCAGCAGCAGCAGCAACAGAUAAGAAUGGGGCAUCCUUAACAAAUGAAGAAGCAGACACAGCAGCAACGGAAGGAAGCAGCGACAGUGAAGAAGAGGCUUUCCAGCAGCAGCAGCAGCAGCAGCAGCAGCAAGUGUGGGGUUGGGAGGAGACAGUAGCAGCAGAGGCUGCUGAAAAUGCAGAUGAGUCAGACGAAGAGGUAGAGCAAAAUACUGCAGCACCAGAAAAAGGAAAGAAGAGUAAAAGAGACAAACAAAGAAAACGCCGAGAGAUGCAGGAGGCCCUCGAGGCACUGGAGGCGCAGCAGCAGCAGCAGCAAGCGGGAGAACAGCCGCAUACUGAGGAUGACUUCGAGCGUCUGCUGCUUACUAAUGGAGAUGCUGCAGCUGUUUGGAUCAGUUAUAUAGCCUUUUACCUGCGUCUUGGUGAAGUAAAGAAGGCACGAGAAGUAGCAGAAAGAGCAGUUAAACAAAUUAAAUUUGCUGCAGAAGAAGAGCGGUUUGCUGUUUGGAUUGCAUUUCUUAACAUGGAGGCUGUCUAUGCUGAUAAUUUUAAUGCUGUCUUUAGAAGGUAA